AAGGAGUAUGGGUACAGACGCGAGAGAACCAUCAUGUAGUUAAUCGGUUGAGAGAAAUAUUACCCGUGAUGAAGUUGCUCGUUAAGCAAGGGUACAGUGACCUGGCGUGCAUCGGUUUUGUAUGAUCAUGUAUCCCGCUUUGAAUAUUCGAGUCCACGAGCGAACCUACAAAACCUUUUUUGCCUUGGAUAUUUCACCCUCUUGCGCUUCCCUAAGAACACCUUAUGCUUAUCUCCAGAAGAUGGAGAUUCGUGAUAAGCGAGACGCAAUCAAAAUUUUUAUUAACACCCAACGGACAUCAUUAUUAACACCCGACUCGUUAACGUCAAGGCGUAUGGGCACAUCAAAUAGUCACCGUAAUAAGAGAGCCUUGAAAUAUUUCAUUCACGAACACGAUCAAUCUUCUUCCCCCGUGUCUCUACUUCUACCAAUCGUAUAGACUUAGAGCAAGUCUCCAACGCAGAUUUACACUGACUCAUACUUUUUCCUGUUUACAUUUUCUGUAGUUUCUCCUACGCGGAAAAAUAAGGAAAGAUGGCGUCCAAAGCGCUCCCGGCGAACAUCAAGAAGGCCAUGCAGAAGGCAUUGGUCAAAACAACAGAUAUGUCACCGGUACAUUUUUUUGGUCAUUUCAAUUCCUUUGUUUGAAAGUGAUGUAUCGCGAGGACACGAUUUUACAUAUUGUGCUCCUCGUCCUGGUUCUAAUUUUAUGUUUUGUGGAUCCUUCUUGACCUCCACCAGCAACACAAAUUGAAACAUGACUAGGAACAAGAGCAGGAGGUGGUUGAUUGCAUAGUGGGUGUGAUCGAUAAGCAGACUGGUCCGGAAGGGCUCAAUAUUGAGCCAGCAGCGAAAGCGAUAAAAGACGCACUCGACAAGUCAUACGGAGCUCAGUGGCACUGUAUCAUGGGAAAAGGCUUCUCAUACGACGUCACCGCACAGACCGGAAGCUUGAUGUAGUCGUUGAUCAUGAUGUUGUUACAUUUUUUACAUCAAGAUCUUGAAUACGUUUUUACCGUUAUAGUUUCUGACAUAGGGGCUACCUACUUCGAUAUGGAUUAUGUUGUUUCAUCACUGAUAGAGUACAGUAGAUCUUGUAGAGCUAGAGCAUCAACAAGAGACACAGGGGUAUUACGCACAAAUACGCAAACCAGGUUUGUCUUCUAUCAAGGGGAAAUAGCAGUGUUGGUAUUCAAAUGCUAGUUGCAGGCGGACGAGGCAAAUGAUCUGAGAAGAUGAGCAGAUUUCGGUCGAGCCCGCCGUCUCAUCGAAAUUUCGUCGAAAAGAUUUGCUUUUUUGCUGACCCAGUUGCGAAACUUUUUUUUGCUCUACCCAUCAAGCAGAGCUUCAUACCCCCCUAAGCAUUAUAUCUUCUAGUACCACUUCUACAAGUACUACAAGAAGUACAAGUACAACUUCCACUACCCCAUUGAAAUUAAAAAAGUAGACGUCGGGUCAGCCCGUGAUUCAACGUCCACGAAAUCGAUGACAACUUGAUCAUCAGUAAUUGACACUUGUUUUGCCACUACUGAAACUUACUUACUUCUGCUUUGUGAUGAAUCUAAUGAAUAACUACGGUCUAUGUUAUUGUUAGCUCGAGUAAAAAGAAGUUGAAGAUAAUCCAAAUCUAAUUACUUAUACUAGCAGAGACGAUCAUCUGAGGACGCAUUUCUACAACACGAGACACAGAUUGCAGGAUGAAUUAUCGGAAUGAAUACGAAGAAGAAGAUGCACUGACACUGAAAAAUUAUAAGUAGGAGGGACUACAAUUCAUUGCGCGAAGCAUGCUCCCACGAUGGUGCUUCGAUAGGAGCCGCAGCUUUCGAAAUUGAAAAAAAUGUCUACUUGAGCCGCAAUUGGUAUAUUUGGGAGGACCC
Amoebophrya sp. A25 is the source of this 1877-nucleotide messenger RNA. The record is from the annotation of a GenBank genome assembly. NCBI's taxonomy places the organism in Eukaryota, Dinophyceae, Syndiniales, Amoebophryaceae.